CAAACACGUGGGUUGUCAUCUUUUUCGUUUCGUCCAUAGAAUUUUCAUAUUUCACCCAUUUAAAGGAAACUUAUUAUUAUGGCGGUUCGUGUUCAAUUUGAAAAUAAUAAUGAAGUCGGUGUUUUUGCAAAGCUGACAAAUAAUUACUGCUUGGUAGCUAUAGGUGGAUCGGAAAAUUUUUACAGUGUCUUUGAAUCAGAAUUGUCUGAUACAGUCCCAGUUAUCCAUACAUCAGUUGCCGGGUGCAGAAUAAUUGGACGGUUGACAGUUGCCAACAGGCAUGGUAUACUUGUGCCAAACAGCACUACAGACCAGGAAUUACAACACAUUCGAAAUUCCUUACCAGAUUCCGUCAAGAUCCAGCGUGUUGAAGAACGCCUCUCAGCUUUAGGAAAUGUUAUUGCGUGCAAUGACUAUGUUGCCUUAGUUCAUCCUGAUUUGGACAAAGAAACUGAGGAAGUGCUUGCAGACACAUUGAAUGUGGAAGUUUUCCGUCAUACAAUUGCAGGCUCUGUACUUACAGGGUCGUAUUGUGCCUUCUCUAACCAGGGAGGUAUUGUUCAUCCAAAAACUACUGUAGCAGACCAAGAUGAGCUCAGUUCUCUUCUGCAGGUGCCUCUAGUGGCAGGAACAGUUAACAGAGGUAGCGAUGUAAUCGGUGCCGGCUUAGUAGUAAAUGAUUGGUCAGCUUUUUGCGGAUUCGAUACGACAGCUACCGAGAUCUCUGUCAUCGAAAACGUUUUCCGUUUGAAUGAAGCCAAUCAACCGAGCGUCAUUACUACAGAUAUGAGGGAAUCGCUAAUCGAAACGCUGACGUAGAUGCUUGCAACGGACAUCCAAAUACUGUAUCACACGGCUUGAAUAAACAAGUUAACAUACAAUAUUGCAUUUGCUGCACUUAGAAUGUAACAAUCAAAGCCUGCACGUCGCAAAAUGCUAAGCUACUCAUCCAAUCAAAGAGAAAUAAAGUUCUGAAUC
This is a messenger RNA of Daphnia carinata, 978 nucleotides long. RefSeq names its product eukaryotic translation initiation factor 6-like (gene eIF6). The record is from RefSeq and is a predicted model, not a curated record. Gene Ontology annotation, cellular component: cytosol; nucleolus; preribosome, large subunit precursor. Bases 79 to 819 code for a protein of 246 amino acids. Gene Ontology annotation, molecular function: ribosomal large subunit binding. The transcript has 6 exons. NCBI's taxonomy places the organism in Eukaryota, Metazoa, Arthropoda, Branchiopoda, Diplostraca, Daphniidae. Gene Ontology annotation, biological process: cytosolic ribosome assembly; assembly of large subunit precursor of preribosome; maturation of 5.8S rRNA.